UAUAGGAUGGAUGCAUAGAAGGGAAGGAGACUCCUCCUCCUCUAAAACUUAUGUUUGUGUGUAGGUGAGAAGUUGGGAUUCCCCGAUCAAUUAAACAUGGCUGAGGAGAGGGAUCCAGUAGAGUUGGGCAUGGCACUCGGCGCAGAUUCGAACAUGAAAGAAGACAGCGUAACAGCUAAGAAGAGGGCAAAACGGUUGGCGAUCACCGCAGAAGCGAGCAGUGAAAGAGAGAAGGGGACGCUUGAUCAAGAUGAAGAUGAUUUGUGUGUAGGUGAGAGGUUGGGAUUCUCCGAUCAAUCAAACAGGGCUAAGGAGAGGGAUCUAGUAGAUCAGUUGGGCAUGGCACUCGGCGCAGAUUCAAACAUGAAAAAAGACAAGGUAACAAGUAAGAAGUGGAGGGCAGAUUCGACACUGAUCAGCUCAGAUUCGACAAUGGAAGAAAACCCUGUACCGCCUGAGGUGUGGGUGCCAGAAACCUCGCCAAUCUUUGCAGAUAAUAAGAUGGAAAUAGACAUCAGCUCAUAUUUGAAAAUGGAAGGAUACCGUGGACCGCCGUGGGUGCGAGAAGCCAGGCUAGCACGCAAGCCAAUCUCCGCAAAUGAGAACAAGGAAAUAGACAGGGCAAUGGAAAUAGACAUCAGCUCAUAUGUGACAAUGGAAAAAUACCGUGUACCGCCGCACAUGCCAAUCUUCCCAGAUGCGAACAUGGAAAUAGACAGCGAAACUCAUGUUGAAGAUGAAGAUGCGGAGCAUAAGAAAUUGAUGGACCGCCGCAUGCACGCGCAAGCGACCCAAGGAAAUGUUGAUGGCUUUAUUAAAAUUUUAGGCUCGAUAUCCUCCGAACAGGACCUUCAACACUCAGAAAUUCUCUGCCAAGUUAGUCCCCGGAAAAACACAUGCCUCCACAUAGCAGCAAAUUUUGGACACCAUGAUCUUGCCAAGUACAUCGUGAAAGAGUGUCCAGAUCUUAUCAAAAAUAAAAACUCCAAAGGCGACACGGCACUUCAUAUUGCUGCUAGAAAAAGGAAUUUAUCUUUCGUUAAGAUUGUCAUGGAUUCAUGCCCUUCUGGAAGUGGCGCAUCCCAAGAUGUAGAGAAGGCUGAGCCUUCAUUGCUGGGAAUUGGUAACAAAGAAGGAAAUACAGUGUUGCAUGAGGCACUGAUAAACCGUUGCAAACAAGAAGAUGUGGUGGAAAUCCUUAUUAAGGCAGAUCCCCAAGUGGCUUAUUAUCCGAAUGAGGAGGGAAAGUCACCAUUGUAUCUAGCUGCAGAAUCACACUACUUCCAUGUCGUAGAGGCUAUAGGAAACUCUGAAGUUGAGGAGCGCAUGAAGAACAGAGACCGCAAAGCAGUCCAUGGCGCCAUUAUGGGAAAGAAUAAGGAGAUGUUGGAAAAAAUACUGGCCAUGAAGCUGGUCCACCAAAAAGACAAAGAUGGUAGGACUCCACUUCAUUGUGCAGCAUCCAUUGGAUAUCUCGAAGGAGUUCAAAUGCUGUUAGACCAAUCUAACUUGGAUCCAUAUCAAACGGACUCUGAUGGCUUCUGUCCCAUCCAUGUUGCAUCAAUGAGAGGCAAUGUGGACAUUGUCAAAAAGUUGCUCCAGGUCUCCUCUGACUCAAUAGAGUUACUAAGCAAACGCGGUGAGAACAUUCUUCAUGUGGCAGCCAAGUAUGGUAAAGACAAUGUAGUCAAUUUUGUGCUCAAAGAAGAAAGGCUUGAGAACUUUAUAAAUGAGAAGGAUAAUGUUGGAAACACGCCACUGCAUUUGGCAACCAUGCAUGGACAUCCUAAGGUCGUAAGCUCUUUAACAUGGGAUAAAAGAGUUGAUGUGAAUCUUGUGAAUGAUGGAGGCCAGACUGCUUUGGACAUUGUAUUAUCAGUGAAGCAUCCAACUACAUUUCACCAGGCACUAAUUUGGACAGCACUCAAAUCUGCUGGUGCACGACCAGCGGGAAAUUCAAAGUUCCCACCCAGUAGACGUUGUAGACGUUGUAGACAGGACUCUGAAUCACCUAAUACGGACAAGUACAAGGACAGGGUAAACACUCUUUUGUUGGUUUCGACCCUUGUUGCCACAGUGACAUUUGCUGCUGGUUUUACCAUGCCAGGUGGCUACAACAGCUCUGACCCAAAUGUCGGCAUGGCUGCCUUGCUGAUGAGAAAUAUGUUCCAUAUGUUCGUCAUCUGCAAUACCACUGGUAUGUAUACCUCCAUCCUCGCGGCAAUCAUCCUCAUCUGGGCACAGUUAGGUGAUCUCAAUUUGAUGGAUACUGCCCUCAGAUUUGCAUUGCCAUUGUUGGGGUUGGCCCUUACUGCGAUGUCCUUAGGCUUCAUGGCAGGUGUUUACCUGGUGGUCAGUAAUCUUCAUUGGCUUGCAAUUGUUGUCGUCAUUAUUGGAAUCAUCUGCCUUGUCGGUCUCCUAGUAUCCUUUUUUUUACUUUUCCUCCCAAAUAAGUCUACUAAUCGUAUCCUUAGGCACAUCUCCUAUUAUCCGUUUCUUAUAUUGGUAUGGGCAUCUAAAAGCCCCGAAAUGAAACGAGAAGAUUAGCUCGCCCUGUUGAUGAUGUCUGCUAGCUCCAUCUUCCCCUAUGUUUGUUGCUUCUUUCAGCAUUAUCUCAAUCACUUGGUAGACAAAGUAUGUUAUGUAUAAAUGCUUAGUGUGAUCAGAACUUCAAUAUAUUGAUGGUGUUGUACAUGACCAUUUCUUAUAUAAAUCUAUGGUUUUUGGAUCUAUAA
Molecule: messenger RNA, 2735 nt
Organism: Vitis riparia (riverbank grape)
Lineage: Eukaryota; Viridiplantae; Streptophyta; Magnoliopsida; Vitales; Vitaceae
Product: protein ACCELERATED CELL DEATH 6-like
Exons: 3
Coding region: 97-2547 (816 amino acids)
Cellular component (GO): plasma membrane
Molecular function (GO): protein phosphatase regulator activity; protein phosphatase 1 binding
Source: RefSeq, a predicted model, not a curated record